CUCUAUUGGAUACAUGACUCGACAACCGCCGGAGUAACCCAGUGAUCUGACUGGCUAAUGCUGCGGCGCGCGCACGCGGUCUAUCGCCUUGAGCAUAAGGGACUUUCCAUCGGCGCGCUCGGCUCUCUCCCCUUUCCGCCCGGUCCUGCAGCCGGCGGCGAUGGCCGGGGGUGGCAUCGGCCGCCUUCCCGACGUGGACAUUGAUCCCGACGGCGUCUUCAAGUACGUGCUGAUCCGCGUCGUACCAGAAGGGGCGGGACCCGGCAAAGAGAUCGUGCGCGGCUAUGCCUGGGCGGAGUAUCACGCUGAUAUUUAUGACAAAGUAGCAGAGGAGCUGGAGAAGCAGGGCUUCCACUGUGAAUGCUUGGGCGGCGGCAGGAUAUCUCACCAAAGCGGGGCCAAGAAGAUCCAUGUUUAUGGCUACUCCGUGGGCUUUGGUCGAGCAAAGCACUCCGUGUCCACAGAGAAGCUGAAAGCCAGAUACCCAGACUAUGCGGUCACUUGGGCGGACGAAGGGUACUGACGGCAGCAGAGACUACUCCAGAGGAGCCUCAGCCAACUUGCUUGGCCUGCUCCAUUCCUUGAUGAUGCUGCACAAACAAACUGCCAAGGGAAAUGGGCUGGUUUGGAUCUGUGUGCCGUUGCCAGACUCUGGCUACUUACUCCAAGCCUGUGUAUAAACAGAGAAAUAAAUUACUCCUGCCACAA
Messenger RNA from Eublepharis macularius, 708 nucleotides. RefSeq names its product phosphohistidine phosphatase 1 (gene PHPT1). Gene Ontology annotation, cellular component: cytosol. Gene Ontology annotation, molecular function: protein histidine phosphatase activity. Gene Ontology annotation, biological process: peptidyl-histidine dephosphorylation. Bases 161 to 523 code for a protein of 120 amino acids. The record is from RefSeq and is a predicted model, not a curated record. NCBI's taxonomy places the organism in Eukaryota, Metazoa, Chordata, Lepidosauria, Squamata, Eublepharidae. The transcript has 3 exons.